UGUGCGUGAUUCGUUUAGUCCAGCCUGCAGCACAGCCCCCACCCGGCACCUACCGUCUGACAGACGGACUUCACCUCGGGUUUUCCUGCCGAUCCUUGGAAUUUCUCCUUCGAUAACCCCGAUUGGCCCGGCAGGAAGGUGUCACGUCUAUGGAGUUGGAAAAUAUCGUCGCCAAUACCGUUUACAUCAAGGCUAGAGAAGGUGGAGGAGGGAAACGAAAAGGGAAGAGUAAAAAAUGGAAACUGAUACUCAAAUUCCCCCACAUCACAGAGUGUGAAUAUCUACGAGACAAAAUCGAUUGCGACUACACGUCCAUCUGUGAGAAGCAGCCCAUUGGUCGGGAGCUGUUUCGCCAGUUCUGCAAGAAAGAUGACAAGCUAAACAGGUGUAUUUGUUUCCUGAACAAAGUGGAAGAGUUUGAGGUGACGACAGACGACAACAGAAAAGAUGCUGCCCAGAUCCUUAGCAAGUUCUUAGAGUCUGAGUCCCCGGACUACUUGGGAGACAUCAUCAGCUCAGAAACCAUAUCACAAUGUAGAGAAACUAUCCAGAGAUACACGCCGGAGGAGCAGGAGUCCUUACAGGAGGAGACACCUAGUAAAGAUGUAUUCAACCAAUGUAGAAGUGAAGUAUCAAAAUACCUCAGUGGAGAACCAUUUGAAAAUUUCCGGGAAGACAAAAUAUACUUUUCAAGAUUUCUACAGUGGAAAUAUUUGGAGAGGCAACCAGUAACAAAGAACACAUUCAGGCAAUAUCGGGUUUUGGGGAAGGGGGGGUUCGGGGAGGUGUGCGCUUGCCAAGUUCGGGCCACAGGUAAAAUGUAUGCCUGCAAGAAGCUGGAAAAGAAAAGGAUAAAGAAGAGAAAAGGAGAGGCCAUGGCCCUGAAUGAGAAAACCAUCCUGCAGAAGAUCAACAGCAGAUUUGUAGUGAGUUUAGCUUAUGCAUACGAGACCAAAGACGCUCUUUGUCUGGUGCUGACAAUCAUGAACGGAGGAGACUUGAAGUUCCACAUCCACAGCAUGAGCGACCAGCCGGGCUUUGCUGAGUCCCGGGCAGAGUUCUACGCUGCUGAGGUCUUAUGUGGACUGCAGCAUUUACACCAGGAGAGAAUAGUGUACAGGGACCUCAAACCUGAAAAUAUUCUUCUAGAUGACCAUGGACACGUUAGAAUAUCGGACCUUGGUCUGGCUGUGGAAAUUCCUGAGGGAGAGAUGAUCAGGGGUAGGGUGGGAACAGUAGGUUACAUGGCUCCAGAGGUAGUGAAGAAUGAGAAGUACAUGUUCUCUCCGGACUGGUGGGGACUCGGAUGUCUCAUCUAUGAGAUGAUAGAAGGAAAGGCUCCCUUCAGGGCAAGGAAAGAGAAGGUGAAGAGGGAAGAGGUGGACAGGAGAGUCAAAGAAGACACAGAAACGUACUCCGACAAGUUCAGCGAACACGCAAAGACCAUCUGCUCCGCACUUCUGCAGAAAGACCCAAAGUUGCGUCUUGGCUGUGUGGAGGAUGCCAUGGGAAGCCGUGCUGAUGAUAUCAAGGCCCACCCCUUCUUUAAACUCAACUUCAAGAGGUUAGAGGCCGGCAUGGUGAAACCCGAGUUUGAACCUGACCCGAGAGCCGUGUACGCCAAGGAUGUGCUGGACAUCGAGCAGUUCUCCACGGUGAAGGGAGUGAACCUGGACCAGGCUGACGAGUCCUUCUACAGCAAGUUCAACACUGGGAGUGUCUCCAUUCCAUGGCAACAAGAGAUGAUAGAAACAGAAUGUUAUCAAGAGCUGAACGUGUUUUUGGAAGAUGGUGAACCCACCCCUGACCUCAUAAUGGACCAGCCCCCUCCCCUCCAAGACGUGGUUUCUUCAGCAGAACAUUCAAACGACAGAUGUGCUGUGGCUCUGGUAACCACGACAACGACAACGAUGCUGCGAGGAUUUAGCCGAAGGGAAACACGAGACUGGCACGAGCACAUGAACAACACCGACAGCCAUUAGUCUCCACAGCUUUCCCAUGGUGCAUUUGGGCCCUACCCAUGAAAACUUGCUGCAAGCAGAGCAGUAGUUUACAGUAGUGUAUGAACUGUGCAUCUGGCAUUUAAUAUAUGCAGAUGGUGGCAAAGAGUGUUCUUUCUUGUAGGUUGGCAACAAAGGUAUUGUGCUGGCAUGACAGUUGUCUGUUAUGUACAAUGCUUGGUUAGAUGUACAGGAUAUGCAUUUACAGUCCAGAGAUCUAUGAAACGUUAUUCAAGUUAGGCUAUGAUUAAUACUACAGACAGAAUCAUACUUUUGAGAAAAGAUGCAUAGGUCAGGACACACAAAUUUUCCAUUCCAAAUUAUUGAGGCAAUAAAAUCCUUGUAUAUAUAAAAGCAGACCACCCCAACCCCUAAGAUAAGCCAUUCUGGUCACAUACCAAACCCAUAAUAUACCUAACAAACAGCAUACCCCGUUGAAAGAAAUUUUGCAGGUUCAAAAUUUCUGCUCAUUUUAUGACAAAAAUUGGGAAACUUACAAAGAAAUUUAAAUAAUAAUAAAAGCUAUUAUCAUUUCCAUAUUACACACCCUGCUGUUAAAGUACAGUGUAAUACUGGUAAGAGGAAUUCAUAACUCUUUAUUAAAAAAGACCCCCCCUUAAAGUUAUGACAAUUUUAGAACAACGUGAAUGUGAAAAAUGUGCAUUCGUCAUAUCACCUCUCACAUGGACAUGACAAAGCUCUGCUCCCCGUAAUAGUCCUUAAUGCUAGCUACAUGGACAUGUACAGUUAAGGACACAGGCAUGUAUUUAGUAAAAGGUACUCAUUAUAGUAGUGAGUAGUUUCCAAGUGAUUGUGCUCUUGUUUUGCAGUGGAUUAGGACAAAAUGUAAAGUCGACUAACUAAUCCGUGGUUAGGUAUGGUGGAUUCAGAAACAAGAAAAAGUGGAUGUGACCUGUGCACUAGUCUAGAAUCACAUUUACUGUUGCUUCAAAAAACAUCAGCAUUAUCCUUAGAGUGAGGCUUGUCAGUAAUUAAUAUAUUAGACAAGACUAGAUAUGUCAUGUUAAGUUGAAGACUUAGUGCAUGUUUGUAAAGGAGAGGGACAUCCCCAGAUUUUUUUUUCUUCUUUUUUAUCACAUCCUGAAUGUACCGGUAUAUGUCAGUAUAUGUCCAUGUUAACAUUAAGCCAAAGCCAAGCAAUUUCCAUUCAAAUUUUGAGAAAUGAAUUUUGGUCAGAUAUGACCAAAAUAUUGUAAUAAGGGGUGGAGAAGCAAGAGGAGUGGUGAUUAAUUCGUUAUUAAUUUCCUCAUAGCCAUGUGGACCAUAGAAUUAGAAUAGCACCUGGCAGAAUCAAGGGUUUCUAUAGCAUUAUGAUUGUGAAUUGUGCCAAUAAGAUUGUUAGAGACCAAACAGAAAUAUGACUGCUCAAAAUAUGAUUCCUGUACAUUUAGAACAAAGUACGGAUUUCUUCUUGAUCUAAUGGUGGUGCUCUAUAAAUUCAGGUAGUAAAGUUGUAAUCCGGGGACCAAAUUCUUUUUGAUUUACUAGUAUCACAUGCAUACAGUAGAGAAUGCUGUAUUCUUUCUCACAGUUGUUAGAAAAUUAAUGAUUGGUAGCUCUGCGGCAAUGUUUACAGAUGAUUUUCUUUCUCUUAGCUAAUGUCAGUUUUAAACAGAGCAUGCACCUGGCAAUGAAUUCCUGUGUGGCAGAUGGCUACAGGUUUUGUUCCUCGCAAAAAUUGUAACCUUUACAACCUUUACAGUCUUUCUUGACUGUUUAAUGUGUGAUCUUUUUCAACUGAGUCACUGCCAGGUGAAUCAACAAAUUGAACAGAAAGUUAGGAAACAUAGGAAGUAGGUUUUGCCAUGUCAAAACAGUUCAGAUUUGUUCUCUACUGGAUUGAUAUUCAUUCCUCUACAAUGUCCCUUUCCAAACUCUAUUGUACAAUUAUAGCAGGAUCUAGCUGCAGAAAGCUUUUACUUGAAAUAACACAUCCUACAACACAACCUUAAAUAUGAUUCGCCAGCCCAGAGUGUUAAUAGUACAUGUAGCCCGCUUGUCUUCAAAGCGUCUGUUCCCUUUCUCAUCAAUAACGUUAUGGAUGUGCCACAAGAUUCUGUUCUGGGGUUUAUGUCAAGCCAUUAUCUGAUUAUUAACUUGUGCAUUAGAGCUUGUCUGACAUGUGGAGUGAGGUGCUAUUGCAAGCCAUAUUGUAAUUUCCUCAGCAUCUUUAUUUAUUUAUUUUUUUCUUUCCAUUAAAGCUGAAUACAGAUAGCAUCAAAUUAGUCUUGAGGUCCUGCACACAUUGAAACUAGCUAGCAAGCAUACAAAAAAGUCUGCACAAGGGAUCUUGUCAAGAUUUCAUUUGACCAGCAUUGAAAUAAGAUCAGUUUGUUAAGCUACAUCUGAAUGAAACUUUUCAUAACAAAUUCACUAUAUAUGGACAUCUUUUGGCAUAUAGAUAUGUUCACAUUAAAGGGAAAUGAAGCACUAAUACUUGAUAAAGUAUCCCUCUACUUAAAAGGCAUUCUAAGCUUUUGUUUUUCAUGAUAAAUGAUGCAAAGAUUACCUAGCAGCAGUCAUCACCGUAGGAUAUACUGGCAAGUUGUCAGAUUUUAUGGAUGUGGUCAGAUGUGCCCAGAUUUAGGAACGUUGAUGGAUGGAAACGUUAGCUACUGUACGUGUAGUUAGCAGUGGGGACAAAGGCUGUUUUAUCUCCACCCUUUCAUUGAGUGCCAUGCUUUAUGGCAUUUUACUGAGGAAGUAUUCAGAUUCUAACAGAAAUAGUUGCUUUCUACUGAUUAAUGUACAACGUAUAUAUGCUGAAACUAUCAUUAGGGAGCAUUAGAAAACAUUCAGCUUUGUGGCAGUCAUUCUUCUACUGUCAUUUUCGAGACAUUUAUGGACUUUUAGUACCAUUACCGGCAAAAGGAAUGGCCUUUUGCAUUGAAAAACUUUGUGGCCAAAAUUCCAGUUUUUGUAACUGCUGCUUAUACAGUAUGCAAAUGUACAAAUCUAUAAUUACCUGGAAAAUUUGAUUUAGGAUUAUUGUCAAGUGAUAAAACAUUCUACCAGCUGCCUAAACCCCAUAACUAAUACUGCUUUGGUGCCAAAAGGAUGCUUCAGCUGGAAGGUUCCAAGUGUUCUGGUAUGAUACAUGUAGGUCAGUGUGUAGGGGAAAACAACAGAAACUUAUCUUACCUAACUGUGAAAAACUUGACUUUCUCCUUGCUAACUCAUGCCUACAUGUAUUGUUGACAUUGUGGUGUAUGGUUAGCUGGGGGUGUUAGGGCCCUGUCACAUUUGUUGUUUAUGAUUGUGUCAGAUUGUUGUAUAAUCACAAACUAAGACCAUUCUUGAGUUGUCUUGCAUGUAUCAUACAAAAUUCAUUUGACAGAAAAGGCUGUCUUAGAUCCUUAUCUGCUGGAAAAUUCUACGGCAUCAAGAUCGUACGAAGACCUAUGACUAAUGUGACUGCGCCGUACUGGUAAUGCUCUAAUAACUGGUGUUCAUUUUACACACUGUGUAAUGGUCAAUUCCCCAAAGAUGCAUUACACUGACUGGAAACUCCUUAGCAGAAUUCUUGCAAAGCUGGCCAAACAGAAAUGUAUGUUUUCCAGGGACUCUUUGUAAAGUUUUACUAAGAACAGAGGUGACAAUACUAGACGUGAUGUUAGUGCUUGGCAGAGAAAUGUACUUAUUACUGCUGUUACGAUCAUGAUAUCUGGAGUAGCUGUGAUUAUAUGGAAACAUGCCAUGACCAAACAGUGUUACAUAAUUACAAGUAUGGUCAAAACUUGAACUUCACCACACUGACUGUUGCAGCGUCUACAUGACGCUACAGAAACUAGUGAAGGAAUUGGAAAAUAUUGACUGGAGAAUUCUCAACAACUGCGGCAAAUUUUUACAUGAAUUUUGGAUGAUCAUGAUGCUUUAGUGUGAUGAGAGGGUAGCUGCCAUACCUGUAUUUCCUGGUGAAUAUAGAUGUAGGAAAAGAUGGUUGUAGUUGUUUAAUUCAUCUACAUGUCUUUUCUAGAGUGCAUGCUUCUGAGAAUAGAAGGUCAUAAAUAAAUUGGAAAAAAAAUAUCUACUGAUUUAACUCAGGAUGAAAUGUGAUGAAACCCCAUCAAAAUGAUGUAUUUUCUCUAGGUGUGAACAGUUAAUGAGUCAGUAUAAUAAUAAUCAAGUAUUUCAGACAGGUUAAUCUGUUUUUAGGCCACAGGUAUUAAAUAGCAUGUUCAAGGUAUAUGUAGAUGCUUGUAUGCAACCAGCAUAAUACUCUGCUUGCCUGUAGAUGUUCAGAGAUAUACAUAGGAUGUUUCAUGGCAUUCAAAGUCUGACCUAGUUUGGUUUUGUUCUUAUCGACGUGUCAUUUUUUCUGUAAGGAAGGCUAGUACAGUUGGCUCCCCAAACUUGUGAUGGCAAAAAGCUCACUGGUUAAACAAGAAGUCGGUGGAACAAACCAAAGGAUUUUGGGUACACGGAAUCCUUGGCCAUAAUCUGUUCCAUAGAAAGGAAGGUCAUCUGUUUUAAGGUUGAAAAGGUCAAAGGCCUUCGCUUCUUAACUCACAAAAGUUGGGAAUGCUACACUGUAUGCCUUUUUGCUGUUACAAAGUGUGCCAUAUAACUUGUACAACCUUUCUUGUGUACACCUCUGCAGGGGAAUUUAUAGGACAACUACAAAGGGUCCAGCAACUUAAAUGAAGAUGUAAUAUAUACCGAUAUGUAUAUGCAAAUGACCACACUAUGAUUAUAUUAGUCCUGUAUCUAUGUGUACCUAUAAUUUUGAGGAUCACGUGACUUGUGGGCAGAUUUUGACUGUUAAGAAGAAAAAAGAAACAAGCAUGCAAACAGCACAGUAACCUACAGGUAGGUGUGGUCUAUUUCAUCAGUAUACAGAGGCAUGUACAUAAGCAUAUCUCAAAUCUGUAAAUGUAGAAGUUGUUCCUACCACUUUGUGUUUUCCCAGAUGUCACCAAGCUUGUUUUGAGACGUAAUAAAUAAAAAGAUGAA
Molecule: messenger RNA, 6974 nt
Organism: Branchiostoma belcheri (Belcher's lancelet)
Lineage: Eukaryota; Metazoa; Chordata; Leptocardii; Amphioxiformes; Branchiostomatidae
Product: G protein-coupled receptor kinase 6-like
Exons: 16
Coding region: 150-1982 (610 amino acids)
Biological process (GO): regulation of signal transduction; signal transduction; protein phosphorylation
Cellular component (GO): cytoplasm
Molecular function (GO): ATP binding; G protein-coupled receptor kinase activity
Source: RefSeq, a predicted model, not a curated record